CCCUAUAAUUCAGUCGCCCAGCGACAGCGAUAGCAAUGUCCACGAUGAAGCUAACUUGGUACACCAUAGUGUAUACCCCUCGCUUUGUCCCGUGUUUUUCUAUCCCUUCUAUUCAAUAUGAGCCAACCGGGCAUCAUUGCAAGAUACCUGAUGCUGCACUUCGAGCAUCGCAACCUCAUCAACCAUGGAGCCCUAUGAUACUUCUGUAGUCCCUGGUCUCCAACCACAAAAUCAAACCAAGCUACAUGAAGUUUUAAGUUCCCAAGGAUAUCCGCUAACUCGCCCUCUCGACAGAUACGAUUACCUCUUCAAGCUCCUCCUCAUCGGAGAUUCCGGUGUCGGAAAGUCUUGCCUCCUAUUGCGAUUUGCCGAUGAUACCUACACCGAAUCGUACAUCUCAACCAUCGGUGUUGACUUCAAAAUCCGAACUAUCGAGCUCGAUGGAAAGACCGUGAAGCUGCAAAUUUGGGAUACUGCUGGCCAAGAACGAUUCCGAACCAUCACUUCCUCCUACUACCGAGGAGCCCACGGUAUCUGCGUCGUCUACGAUGUCACCGACAUGGACAGCUUCAACAACGUCAAGCAGUGGCUGCAGGAGAUUGACCGAUACGCUACCGAAGGUGUCAACAAGCUGCUUGUAGGCAACAAGAGCGAUAUGUCGGACAAGAAGGUUGUCGAGUACACAGUUGCGAAGGAGUUCGCCGACAGCCUUGGCAUUCCGUUCCUCGAGACUUCGGCCAAGAACGCUUCCAACGUCGAGCAAUCUUUCUUGACCAUGGCCCGACAAAUCAAGGAGCGUAUGGGAACGCAGUCCACCACGAACACCAAGCCUGGCGUUCAAGUCGGCCCCGGACACAGCGUCUCCAACUCGCCCAGCGGUGGCUGCUGUUAAGUCAGCAAAACUAUGAUACCCUCGUACAACAACACCCUCGCAUCCAUUUUGAUUUCCUGGGAUGGACUGACAGUAAAGGCAUGCAUAUGUAAUCAGGAUGGCAAAAGAGGUGGGAUGUGUUUACUUUUCGCUUUUGAUUGCGGAUAGAUGAAAUGAUCACUUCACUUGGAUCCUACCUAAUAGCCGAAUCGUCCAUCGAAUCGUUCUGCGGA
Messenger RNA from Daldinia caldariorum, 1104 nucleotides. RefSeq names its product P-loop containing nucleoside triphosphate hydrolase protein. Bases 185 to 892 code for a protein of 235 amino acids. The record is from RefSeq and is a predicted model, not a curated record. Gene Ontology annotation, molecular function: GTPase activity; GTP binding. Lineage: Eukaryota; Fungi; Ascomycota; Sordariomycetes; Xylariales; Hypoxylaceae. The transcript is spliced from 4 exons.